AUGUCGCACCUCAACAUCGCAACGUUGGAUGCCUCGCAACAUCCCUACCUCCCGGCAUCAUCCCAGACCCUCUUCGCCGCCAAGGCCAAGAAGAAGCUCAGCUUUGAAGAAAUCUCCCAGGAAAUUGGCCGGAAUGAAGUAGCCACCGCAGCUAUCUUUUAUGGUCAAGCAAAAGCCUCACCCGAGGACAUCACAAACUUGUCCAAGGCACUCGAUAUCCCAUACGAGCUACUUGAAGAACAGCUCAGCGGAUUUCCCGACCGUGGCCGUUCGGUGGAGAUGCCGCCCAGGGAGCCGUUGAUCUAUCGCUUGUUUGAGAUUGUGCAGAAUUACGGGUAUGCAUACAAGGCGGUUUUAAACGAAAAGUUUGGAGAUGGUAUCAUGAGUGCGAUUUCAUUCUCGACCAAGGUUGAAAAGGAGACGGAUGCGGAUGGGAAUAAUUGGGCUGUGAUUACAUUGAGGGGGAAGUGGUUGCCUUUUUCGCGAUAUUAA
Messenger RNA from Talaromyces marneffei, 492 nucleotides. RefSeq lists its product as uncharacterized. The transcript has 2 exons. Bases 1 to 492 code for a protein of 163 amino acids. The record is from RefSeq and is a predicted model, not a curated record. Gene Ontology annotation, molecular function: DNA binding; cyanate hydratase activity. Lineage: Eukaryota; Fungi; Ascomycota; Eurotiomycetes; Eurotiales; Trichocomaceae.